Penicillium argentinense is the source of this 879-nucleotide messenger RNA. Its product is annotated as transcriptional regulator family TF. Bases 1 to 879 code for a protein of 292 amino acids. The record is from RefSeq and is a predicted model, not a curated record. NCBI's taxonomy places the organism in Eukaryota, Fungi, Ascomycota, Eurotiomycetes, Eurotiales, Aspergillaceae. The transcript has 2 exons.
AUGAUGGUCGAUGCCCCAGCAACGCCCACGGUGGCUCUUCUCUCGCCCAUAUUCCGCCGUCUGGGCACGUGUUCCCACAUUAUGAACAAUUGGGUGGACCAGCACUGGGAUCUGCAUCCCAUUGAUCAUGUCUCGGCCUUUGCAACCGCUGACGACGCGAGAAAUACGCUGUGUAGGAAUGUUGCAGAGAUGAAGGCCCUGGAUCUCGACGUGAAAACUCAUUGGGCGCAAACAGAUGAUGCUCGUCGAGAUAGUGCACUAAUCCUUGCUACCCGUCAGAAAUACUUGCAGCAGCACCUCAAACACUGUGUCCUGAUCGAGAUCCAAACUUGCUUGAACCCCGAUCAGACAGCAUACGAUGCAUAUGAAACUGAAUUCGCGCAAAUCCUAGACUAUGCGCCCAUUGCGAUUGCCUCCACUAGCAAUGUCGAUGGGGAGCAACCGCCCUUCGUGUUUGAGAUGGUGUUCCUUCCCCUGUUCAUCACGAGCCUCAAAUGCCCAUUUCCUCAACUUCGACGUCGAGCACUCCAAUUCCUUUGGGAGGCACCACCUGCCCAGGGCUUGUUUAUGUGUGGCCCAGCCGCCGAUGUUGUGGAUGUCAAUGUCACCUUGGAAGAAAACCCAGGGAUAGUUUCCCGCACUGCUUCUGAAGUGAGCAGUUUACUCGCGCAGCCAGUAUGUGUACCGGCUGCUGCCAAUCGUACAUACUCAUUUAGCGUCUCGUCGGAGCAGGACAGCGAAGGGAAGGCCUCGAAUUGGCUGCACUACUCCCUCCGACGCCUCGACGAUGACGGAAGGGUAAAAUUAGUUCACCAUACCGUGCCUUUCCUGAGCUUCACACUUCAACAUAAAUUACGAUUGCGACUACGAAUACAAUAA